Messenger RNA from Porites lobata, 850 nucleotides. The record is from the annotation of a GenBank genome assembly. Lineage: Eukaryota; Metazoa; Cnidaria; Anthozoa; Scleractinia; Poritidae.
AUGACGUCAAUAAUCCUUGAACGUGAUGUACACGCUGAACGAAACGCUGACCAGCAUUUUGACACGAAAGUCAAUGCCCGACAGGGGGGGCCUCAUUUUGGGUCAAAUUUCCCACUGUACGGAAAAAUACCCGGGGUAUGCCAGGGGAGUGGGAGGUUUUGGAAUUGACUGGUAAAUAAUGUAACCCUUGUUAGAAGUUUAGUUCCGUCUUUUGCGCAUGCUAGCUAGAUGGAUUAAGCCUCGAUACUGAUAAACAUUCGGCUGGUGCACGAUAUACUUAGCGAAGCGAAUAGGUUCGAUACUGAUAAACAUUCGGCUUUUGCGCAUGCUAAAUAGAUUAGGCUCGAUAGAUACACGAUAUACUUAGCGAAUAGCAAGUCUUUUGCGCAUGCUAGCUAGAUAGAUUAAGGUUCGGUACUGAUAAACAUUCGGCUGGUGCACGAUAUAUAGCGAAUAGCAAGUCUUUGGCGCAGGCUAGCUAGAUAGAUUAAGGUUCGGUACUGAUAAACAUUCGGCUGGUGCACGAUAUACUUAGCGAAUAGCAAGUCUCGAGUUACGUCACAAAGAACACAACAAUGAUCCUUAUCCCUUUCACAAUAACACAAUAGACUUCACACAAUAGAACAAGACAAUUGUGCAUAUUGCCUUGGUAUAUCGAGCAUCCUCCAAACAUUCGCUCAUUUGUUUAAUACUCACUUUUAACUGAGUCUGGAUUUCUAAUUUCUUUGGAAUAGCAACAUCAGAUACAGAAGCAGCAACAACCGACCAGGGUAACAGCAAGUCAGCUGACAAGUGGAUUCCUGCGAUUGCGAUUUUGACGUCUGGACUGGCCUUGUUUUUGAUUUAUUAG